AUGGACCCAGAUGUCAUCGCAGCAAAAGAGAAAUAUGUUGAACGAAAGGCGCGACCCAGCAAGAAUCCCGAACUCCUCCAGCAAAUCCUUGGUAAGAAUCCUUAUGCUCGAGCUCUGGCCACGCCGCUCCGCAGAUGUGCAUUGACAUACAAUGCCUUGCCUUCGUUCUUCCUCCAAGAUUUCAACUUGAUGGAGCAUCCGGAGACGGGGAGCCCGUGGUAUGUUCCGAAGAGCUUGGCGAAAUAUAAGGGACCAACAGUUUCAGAGAAAGAGAUAGAUGCCGACUUGGAACCGAAGGAGGAAAAAGUACACACAAGUCAAACCCAACAGAUUAGUGCAGAGUCCACUGCUGUUCUAGGUUACUCUGGGAUAUGGAAGAAAACAGACCAAAAGGAUGAAAGGCCUCGCGAGAAGGCGGGUACCGCACGCUGGAGAAGCGACAUGCAUGAGUUCGUGCUGAAUCUCAUGCGGCGAAGAAUAUUGGAAGACUUUGUGCGCGUGACAAACUCAAAGAGGGGUUAUGUCGUAGGGUGUUCAGGGUGGGAGGACGCGCUGGCCAAACCACAGGUUGGAGCAUUCCUUUGGACUGGUGGGGACGGGGAGUUGGAUGAAGGCCGAGAGAUUCCUCCCGAAUUUGCAACUUUGGACGUUCCUACCGGUAGAAAAGAGGAGAGCAAAACCAGAAAGGUACCGGUGCAUAAUUUACGAAGAUUGCUCGGGAAGGAUAAGCUUGCUGAGUUACGGGAGAAACUUCCUAGUAGCAUCUUUGAGAGAGAGGUCGUGGUGCUUAGGCAGAAACAGUAUGUUGUAGAUUUGGAGAUGCAACUUUGGAAGCUGCAGGGUUACUUGGCUGAGUAUCGUGAAUUAUACAGGGAUUUUGAAGAACCACAGAUGCAGGGCCUUGAUGGCGAGAGCGAAGAGGAUGACGACGAGGAAGAUGACGCCGAGGACGAGGAAGACGAGGGAUUUACGAGAGAACAAGAGGACCAGAGUGGACGAUGAUCAAAAUCAAACGAGUCUCAGCUUCAUUGUUUGCAGUCACAACAUCCUGCGUCUCUACAAGCUUCAACCUACUUCCUUUUUUGCAAUAUCCCAAGCGGCGUCGGAGGCGCUUUCAAUCAGUUGCAUUUCAAAAAUCAUCGUUUGCAGUUUCAAUAUCAAUUCAUUGGCUUCUUCAAAGUCGUUCUAUUGUGGAGGACAAGCUUUCUCCUACGUAUAGUACGGGCCCUCUUCCCAGAAUUUGCAUUGCGGCACCGCCCCACAGAGUCUCUCAUUCGGGUCCCAAGACCCGUGAGAUCGAUAGUCCUCAAUGUAGCAUUCUGUCCAUACGUCAGAAAGUCCUGGCACCCUUCUGCAGUGGGUUUCCCUGUCAUAGCAAAGUUGGUUAAGUAUCACUGGAGUACCUUAGCC
Hyaloscypha bicolor E is the source of this 1410-nucleotide messenger RNA. RefSeq lists its product as uncharacterized. Bases 1 to 1002 code for a protein of 333 amino acids. The transcript is spliced from 3 exons. The record is from RefSeq and is a predicted model, not a curated record. Lineage: Eukaryota; Fungi; Ascomycota; Leotiomycetes; Helotiales; Hyaloscyphaceae.